CCGGCUUGGACUUGGAGAAGGUGCUCGAACACCUGCUGAACCAGCGAGCGGACCUCGUCGAAACCAUUAUUAGAAAAAAUCCUUAGGUGCGAAAGACCACCAGAGUUUCGGCGGGCGUCAUGGCCAGCGACGCCAGGGCUCUUCUUCACGCCUUCGGGGAGAUGUACAGCUACGAGAAACGACUACAGACGUUCACCGAGUGGCCCUUUCGGGAGGACUGCCAGUGUACCCCCGAGCAGAUGGCCAAAGCGGGCUUUGUUCACUGCCCCAGCGAGAACGAACCCGAUGUGGUCUGCUGCUUCUUCUGCCUCAAGGAGCUGGAGGGCUGGGAGCCGGAAGACAACCCCUGGUCAGAGCAUAUCAAGCGCUCACCAAACUGUGGAUUUCUGACCUUGAAUAAAGACUUUAAUGAUCUCACCGUGAUGGAGUUCUUCAAGCUGGAGCAGGAGAGGUUGACCACCCUCUUUAAGAAGGCCCAUCACCAGACGAUGGCCCGUUUCCGUGAUGAAGUGGAGCUGACCCAUAAAAACCUGGACACGUUGUUCAGUUCUAUAUCGUAGGCAGUUUUACAGAAGUGUAUAAAGGUGUUUUGUAAAUGGGAAGUUUCUUAUAUUUGCAGCUAUUUAUAGUGUAUUUUUGUCACUUUUCCAAGUUAUGCGUUGUUGCAAU
Molecule: messenger RNA, 669 nt
Organism: Scleropages formosus (Asian bonytongue)
Lineage: Eukaryota; Metazoa; Chordata; Actinopteri; Osteoglossiformes; Osteoglossidae
Gene: birc5b
Product: baculoviral IAP repeat containing 5b
Exons: 5
Coding region: 120-560 (146 amino acids)
Source: RefSeq, a predicted model, not a curated record